CUUGGAUUCUCUUUUCAGGCCAUCAUCAGAAAAGCUAAGUUUGCUGUAUUGUAAGGAUCAGAAGAUCUGAUCCUGAUUGCAGAACCAUCCCUGAUUACAGAAACUGGGUUGUGUCCCCAGCCUCAUCCUUCCAGACCAUUCCAGGAGAUCUAGGAGGUUCCAUCUGGGAAAACACGAGGAGUUCUUGGAAGGGAAAGAAGGAAGAGGAUUAUUGGUUGGAAUAAAAACAGGGUUGAAUGAGUUCCAGAAAGCAGGGUUCUCAAACUCGUGGACAACAAUCUGCAGAAGAAGACAACUUUAAAAAACCAACUAGAAGCAAUAUGCAGAGAAGUAAGAUGAGAGGGGCCUCCUCAGGAAAGAAGACUGCUGGUCCACAGCAGAAGAAUCUGGAACCGGCUCUCCCAGGGCGAUGGGGGGGUCGCUCUGCAGAGAACCCCCCUUCAGGAUCUGUGAGGAAGACAAGAAAGAACAAGCAGAAGACUCCUGGAAAUGGAGAUGGUGGCAGUACCAGUGAAGCACCCCAGCCACCUCGGAAGAAAAGGGCCCGGGCCGAUCCCACUGUUGAAAGUGAGGAGGCCUUUAAGAAUAGAAUGGAAGUUAAAGUGAAGAUUCCUGAAGAAUUAAAACCAUGGCUUGUUGAGGACUGGGACUUAGUUACCAGGCAGAAGCAGCUCUUUCAACUCCCUGCUAAGAAAAAUGUAGAUGCCAUUCUGGAAGAGUAUGCAAAUUGCAAAAAGUCGCAGGGAAAUGUUGAUAACAAGGAAUACGCAGUUAAUGAAGUUGUGGCAGGAAUAAAAGAAUAUUUCAAUGUGAUGUUGGGCACUCAGCUGCUCUACAAAUUUGAGAGGCCCCAGUAUGCAGAAAUCCUCUUGGCUCACCCUGAUGCACCAAUGUCCCAGGUUUAUGGAGCCCCACACCUACUGAGAUUAUUUGUAAGAAUUGGAGCAAUGUUGGCAUAUACGCCCCUUGAUGAGAAGAGCCUUGCAUUAUUGUUGGGCUAUUUGCAUGAUUCUAAAUAUCUGGCAAAGAAUGCUGCAUCUCUGUUUACUGCCAGUGAUUACAAAGUGGCUUCGGCUGAGUACCACCGCCAAAGCCCUGUGAGGGUCUACUGACCACUCACUGUUACGUCUGGUAUCUGUAAACACUCUUUUUGUUCUUAGUCUUUUUCUUGUAUAAUUGAUGUUCUUUAAAAUUGUUAAUGUAUAACAGGGCUUAUGUUUCAGUUUGUUUUCUGUUUUGUUCUAAACAGAAAAUGAAAGGAGUACAAGCUCCUUUUCUCAUUUCAAAGUUGCUACCAGUGUACGCAGUAAUUAGACAAAGAAGAAACAUUCAGUAGAACAUUUUAUUGCCUAGUUGACAACAUUGCUUGAAAGCUGGUGGUUCUAUCCCUUUGACACUACACAAUUUUCUAAUAUGUGUUAAUGCUACGUGACAAAAUGCCCUGAUUCCUAGUGCCAAAGGUUCAACUUAAUGUAUAUACCUGAAAACCCAUGCAUUUGUGCUCUUUUUUUUAUGGUGCUUGAAGUAAAACAGCCCAUCCUCUGCAAGUCCAUCUAUGUUGUUCCUUAGGCAUUCUAUCUUUG
Messenger RNA from Lutra lutra (Eurasian river otter), 1583 nucleotides. Its product is annotated as mortality factor 4-like protein 2. The record is from RefSeq and is a predicted model, not a curated record. Gene Ontology annotation, cellular component: NuA4 histone acetyltransferase complex; nucleus. NCBI's taxonomy places the organism in Eukaryota, Metazoa, Chordata, Mammalia, Carnivora, Mustelidae. Gene Ontology annotation, biological process: regulation of DNA-templated transcription; chromatin organization.